Molecule: messenger RNA, 1189 nt
Organism: Verruconis gallopava
Lineage: Eukaryota; Fungi; Ascomycota; Dothideomycetes; Venturiales; Sympoventuriaceae
Exons: 1
Coding region: 19-1110 (363 amino acids)
Biological process (GO): maturation of SSU-rRNA from tricistronic rRNA transcript (SSU-rRNA, 5.8S rRNA, LSU-rRNA)
Cellular component (GO): small-subunit processome; nucleolus
Source: RefSeq, a predicted model, not a curated record
CUACAAAGAACACUUACCAUGGAUACCUCGCUGUUAUCACUUCUUUCAACGCUUCAGUCGUCGCUAGAGUCUGCGAUUCUGCCGGAGAAUUUUGAUAUCUCCCCCCCAUCAAACGGUAUAUCGCUGCUGGAUCUAAAAAAUGAACUGUUCCUCUCCUACUUGCAAAAUCUGGUAUUUCUGAUCCUGAUAAAGCUGCGACAUAGCUCGAGCUCAAGUCAAGAUGGACUUAGAAAGAAUCUCUCAAUUCUCAAUGAUGAGGUGACCAAGAAGCUUGCAGAGCUACGUUUAUACAUCGAGAAGGGUGUCAAGCCAUUGGAGGCAAAGCUCAAAUAUCAAAUAGACAAAGUGGUUAAGGUAGCUGAAGAUGCUGCAAGAGCUGAGUCAUCAAUCGGAAAAGGCACAACAAAUGAACGCAAGAAGAAGACGAAGCGGGCAGACGAGAGCGAGGAUUCGGAGAGAAGCUCCGCUUCUGAAUCUGAGGAAGACGACGAUGCCUCAGUAUCAGAGGCCGAGAUCGAUGAACUGUCAUACCGGCCCAAUCCCAGUGCAUUCGUGCGGCCAAAAUACGACGCUGAAGAAGCGAAAAAACCAGAUGCGCCGCCGGACGGCAUAUACAGACCACCACGAAUUACAGCGAUGGCCAUGCCUACGACAAGAGGAAAGGAAGAGAAGGCUGAGAGGCGUCCACACAAGUCGGCAACAUUGGACGAAUUCAUCGCUGAGGAGCUAUCUACUGCACCGACUGCCCAGCCAAGUAUUGGUAGUACCAUUGUAUCAGGUGGGCGCAGACUCAAGACCCAACGUGAGCGCGAUGAGGAUGCAGAGAGGAUAAGAUACGAAGAGACGCAUCUUACGCGGUUGCCCAAGGAGAGCAAAAAACAACGAGCAAAGAAAAUGGGACGAGAUAGGGGUGGAUUCGGCGGUGAAGAAUUCAGAAACCUCGAAGCUGGACUUGAUAGAAUCGGGUCAUUAGUCAAGCGCAAGGAAGGUUCUGGGGGAAAGAUUGACCGUUCGCGCAAGCGAACUUUCGAUGGAGCCGGUCUUGGCGGUGAGGACAUUGGUCGCGCCUUUGAGAAGAAGAAGAGGAGUGUAAUGAGGAGAUUCCGGUAGUCCCAUCAAUGUGAUUGUUUCUCUGCCUGUUCUAUACAAGAUCUACAAGUAAAGAAUGCGAGCCAAGUAAUUUCCCACU